AUGACAUUGUCUCGCAGUGUUGAUGAUUCUUCUACUGAGAACACAACUACUUUACCUCAACACUUAAAAGAAAGUGUUUCCAAGAGUCUGAGAGACCCAAAGUCUCGUCAAAAGGCAAAGAAAGAAAUAAUGCUUACUGUGUUGGACUAUGCUGGUCAGAAUGUGUUCUAUGUCACACAUCAUUUGUUUAUGUCAAAGGCUGGUUUUAUGUACGUUGUGUUUGAUGCUUGUCAGCAGAUGGAUGGCAAGACUCCAUCUCAGUUUCGUUCAGACGAUGGACAAAUUGUCUACAUUCCUUUGUUUGAUGGCGAAACAAACUUUGAUCGAUUGUAA
Molecule: messenger RNA, 333 nt
Organism: Corticium candelabrum
Lineage: Eukaryota; Metazoa; Porifera; Homoscleromorpha; Homosclerophorida; Plakinidae
Exons: 1
Coding region: 1-333 (110 amino acids)
Source: RefSeq, a predicted model, not a curated record